This is a messenger RNA of Pestalotiopsis fici W106-1, 891 nucleotides long. RefSeq lists its product as uncharacterized. NCBI's taxonomy places the organism in Eukaryota, Fungi, Ascomycota, Sordariomycetes, Amphisphaeriales, Sporocadaceae. The transcript has a single exon. Bases 1 to 891 code for a protein of 296 amino acids. The record is from RefSeq and is a predicted model, not a curated record.
AUGCCUCCUAACCCUGAAGACUAUUCAACAAUCGACCACUGGAUUGCACCGGCAAGAAAUUUUAGAACUUCGGCUCGUUUGCGCUUGCAGCAUUAUCUGUUUCAAGGCACCAUUGGACCCCUGUUAGAGAAGGGCGUGGAGAGCCAGAUUUCCAAUUCUCAAAAGCUACGAGUCGCCGAUCUUGCUUGCGGCAAUGGCGUCUGGCUCACUGAACUGCACUCUCACCUUGAAAGGGCAGGUAUCACAGCACAGUUGGAAGGAUUUGAUGUCAACCCGGUUUUAUUCCCCAAUCCAACCAUCUUGCCUAAAUCCGUGUCGUUCAAAAAACUGGAUAUCCUUGCGAGCCCACUCCCCGAGGACUUGAUUGGCGUCUUUGACAUUGUUCAUAUUCGAGCAUUUGUGAGCAUCAUCAAGAAUUCCGAGGUCGGGCCUGUGCUGUCAAACGCCCUGAGCCUCUUGAAACCCGGCGGGUUCCUCCAGUGGGAGGAGUGCCGAGCGGACCGCAUGUUGGUGCAGGCUCCUUCCGAGGGGAUAUCUACAGAGGCCUGCGACACCAUUGUCAAGACAAUCAGAACGUUGGGAGAGGCAGUCGGACACAAGAAUGAUUGGGUGGAUGUCCUCGGCCGACACCUUGAGGAGCAUGGGUUUGAAGAUGUACGGGAACAUUCAACCAUAAGCAGGAAGCAGGACCUGAUGGGCUUCACUGAAGAUUACCUGAUGAUGUGGGCGGAACUCGCGAUAUACUUUCCGCCCCAGGCAAAGGAGCCACAGGCGCCAUUGACUCGAGAGACCUGGACUGAUCUGUUUGAAAAGGCUGUCAGGGAGACGGAGCAGGGGGUUGUGGUCCACCAGGGCAAACUCGUGGUUGCAGUAGGCCGUAAGCCUCUGUAG